This is a messenger RNA of Mollisia scopiformis, 1098 nucleotides long. RefSeq names its product NAD(P)-binding protein. Bases 1 to 1098 code for a protein of 365 amino acids. The record is from RefSeq and is a predicted model, not a curated record. The transcript is spliced from 6 exons. NCBI's taxonomy places the organism in Eukaryota, Fungi, Ascomycota, Leotiomycetes, Helotiales, Mollisiaceae.
AUGGCUAUCACGCACGAGGAGUUUGGAUAUGCGACUGGGGCGCUGCAGGCGGCGAAGGCGUUUGCGGCUGAGAUUCGGGGGAAGAUUGUCGUCAUCACAGGCGUGUCCCCGAACAGCAUAGGUUCAGCUCUGGCUCUUGCAGUUGGCUCUCAGGGACCAAAGCAGUUGAUUCUCGCUUCUCGAACUUUGGCAAACAUCCAAAAGGUUGCGGCGGAAAUUCAUUCUGUGUACCCAGACGUCAACAUUGAUGAAGUGGUUCUUGAUCUGUCGAACUUUCAAAGUAUCCGACAAGCAGCCCAGAGAGUAAAGGCAAUCGUAGGGGCAGGAGCAGCCGUCGAUGUUCUGUUCAACAAUGCUGGUAUCAACGUAAGCAGGAAAUCUCUGACGGAAACGGGUGUGGAACUCCAAUUUGCAACGAACCAUAUUGGACCAUUCCUCUUCACAAAUUUACUGCUUCCUUCCAUGCUCCAAGCAAAGGGCAGAAAACGAAGGGUCGUCAACACUGCGAGCGAAGCCCACGUCAUCUCCCCAGUGAGGUUCAGUGACAUCAACCAGGAACCCGGCAAGGUAGUCCCUAAGGAUGAACAACCAAGAAGGGGACUACCUGAAGGUAUGCUGAAGAAUGAUGGCACAUAUGAAUCUAGCAUCGCCUAUGGACAAAGCAAGACAGCAAAUGUGUUGUUUAGUGUUGGUUUGAAUGCCAGAUACGCUUCGCAAGGGUUGAAGAGCUUUGCUGUUUCUCCUGGGAAUAUCAUGACCAACUUGGUAAGAGCCAUGACCGAAGAGGCUCUUCAGGGAUUCUUUGCAGGAAUUGGCGACAAAUGGAAGAAUCUAGAUCAGGGAGCAUCGACGUUGGUCGUAGCUGGAUUCGAUCCGGGAUUGGAUGAAGAAGCCGGAGUGUACGUUGAAGAUUGCCAAAUGAAGAGACCAGCGGGAUGGGCAUCAGAUAGUGCAAAGGCUGAGAGGCUUUGGAAAUUGAGUGAAGGGCUGUGUGGUUACUUCUCCGCGAGUCAGGGCAUGGCACGGACGGUGAUGAGCCCGCAUCUAUCCGACUUUCGAGAGAUCGUGGCAGAUCUUCAGGAUUUCAACGUCGCAUAG